This is a messenger RNA of Trypanosoma brucei brucei TREU927, 2094 nucleotides long. RefSeq lists its product as hypothetical. Lineage: Eukaryota; Euglenozoa; Kinetoplastea; Trypanosomatida; Trypanosomatidae. The transcript has a single exon. The coding region runs from base 1 to 2094 and encodes 697 amino acids. The record is from RefSeq and is a predicted model, not a curated record.
AUGCAACGGUAUCGUGGGAAGCAGUUCGAGGGAGUGGGCACUCAUGACCGAAUGUCGUCCAUUAUGAGUAUGCAAGGGCCUAAGAGUCAAGAUAUUAGAGCACCCUACGGCAAUGAUGAGGACUUGGUGAGACGUGGGUCGUCGGUUUCCUGCUGUACGUCUUCUCUCAUGCAAAGCGGUGUUGGAAGAAGGCGCCAGCUGAGCACGGGAAUACGAUCGCCUCCUGUUGAGUUUCCAAUGUUUGAGAGAGAAAUUAGGACAACGCAAAACCAUAUGAAUGCCACGCCACGCAGCCGUAUGCUGCGUUCGCCAUUUCCACCAAAUGAAAGGGGCAACGAAAAUGAAAGUACUCCAUUAUCGGCGGCUGGAAGCAGUAACUCAGGGAACUCGGAGAAAAAUAACCUUGACGAAUUUGUCACUUGCGAGCCAGUGGAAGUGGUGAAUGGCAUGAAUCGUGUUUGCGUGUAUGUUCCUUCCUCAAAGGGAGCAGAGACCCCGCGCUCGGGUGCCCUUAAAAUUACUUUUCCGGCACCCGAGCGCUCUAUGGGGACCGCGAGUUACCCAUCGCCUCCCGUUAUGCGUUUCCAGCCUUUAUACUCUCCCUCCCUGCCUUACACGGUCCCAUCACCCGUUCAAGAGGCAUUAAGGUCGCUACUGGAGGAGGCCGCACAGCGGCAGCAGUUGGGAAUCGGGACCAGUAGACGGCAAUCCUUUGUUUGUAACACCGGUGUACAGACGGAACCAGGGACGGAGGUAGAAAGCAUUGCCCCAGGUCAAACCGUUGAAUCCGAUGACACACACUCCAAUCGAGCACAGGAGAACGAACAAGCCCCUUUGUCAUGUGGUGUCUCAAGCCCCGUUUGUCUCAGUGGGACUUUGUCAAGUAUGUCCUCCCCUCGAUCCCCCAGGGAGCCACGUCCCUUGAUGAAGGUGGGUGAAACAGAGAGAGACGAAGGUGAUUCGAAGGUUGAUACGAAACCGGCGCCCGGCGAGCAACAAGAACAAAAAGAUCAAGCGCGGAACGAAGAAAGGGAGAGGGAGGGAACAAAGGAGCAGAGGAAUGUUGGGAGUGCUGCACCUUCCGUAAUGAGUGUGUCAAGUGCAGCGGAGAGUAGUCCCACAGAGCCCCUUAACGCCGCUACAACCGCGGAACAACCACGCGGUGCCUCCGCCUGCGUCUUUAUAGACCUGCAUGGCAUUUGUUCCGCAAAGAACGGAAAAGCGGCAGCUGGCCCCCCUAUACGGGUGCAUGUAACAAACCCUAUACCAGGAACCAACACUAGUGGUACGGGGCACGACACAAAUAUGGAUAAUGUGGACUAUCCAAUGAAGUCGGGGUUGAUGUUAAAUCAACAAAGUGAGCGGUGCCGCAAAUUAGCAUCUCAGAUGUUAGGGCAUGAAACUGCGAACCCCCAACCCACUGCACUGAGCACUGCGCCUUGGUAUCUGCGAACUUCACUAGUUGUUGAACCCAAUGAGUUUAAAAGUCUUCUGCGAAACAGUUGGCGUUGGUCCUCUGGGGAACAUGGCGGACCAGAUAAUGUAGGUGCCCAUGUCUCAUCUUCGACGGAACCGUAUGGUCACACCGCUGAUAUCGCUCAAAACGUAUAUAAUUCAGAAGUUAAGGGACCUCGGCCAACUGCCCCUGACAGCUUAGUUGAGGGACCCUCACGCAGCCCCUCUCAUGCGUCAGGAGCGCCGCGACCAAAGGCGCAGCGGUCAAAAGCUUCUGACGGCAAGCAUCGGGGUAGCAGGCGCAGAGGAAGUCAUUCGUCCACUCGCACAACACGUUCAAAGGACUCUGCGGCUCUACGAACACGCCGAGUCAGUGCUCCUGAUGGGCUGACUGAGGACGGUCCACUUGCCAUGAGCGUUUCUGACAGCUGUACUCAGCGUUCAAAGGGCCCCGAUGCCGUUAUUGAUAUCAGGGGCGAUUUGAAUCCUUCCAUCACUCGUGCACCACCGCCAUCUUCACCUUCAGUAGGUGUGGAGCCUAGUGUUUCUCCUGCAAAUCAGAGAAAUGCAGAAACGGAACAACAUCCCGCGGCGGAGGUGCGGCGCAAACAGAAGACUCGGUGCUGCUGUACAGGCUAG